AUGCAAAGUCAGCUGGGUCUCGCGACCGUGGCCCUGCUCCUGGGCCAGCUGUUCAAGAACGCGGAAGCGGGCCGCGGAAUGGUGGCGGCCGAGGACUAUCGGUUUCAGAGUCCGCCGCGGCGGAGAAACGGCUUCGGGAUGCAGGUGGAGCCUGCCAUGGAUUAUGGUGCUGUUUUUUGGCGGGAGGGGGGGGGGAAAGGGGGGGGGGAGGGGGAGGGGGGGAGGGGGGGGGGAUUUAAUGGAAAAAAUGAUGCUUUAAAGGGAUUUUGGGACAAAAUUAAAAUUUUCAAAAAAAAUUUUUACCACGCCCAAAAAACUUUUUUACCAUCCUAAAAUAUUUUUUACAACCCCCGAAAUAAUUUUUUUACCAUCCCUAUUAUAAUUUUUUACUACCCCCAAAAUAAUUUUUUACCAUACCCAAAAAGAAAUUUUACUUCCCAAAAUAAUUUUUACCACCCCCGAAAAAAUUUUUACCACCCCCAAAAUAAUUUUUUACCACCCCUAAAAUUAAAUUUAAAAACCCCUAAAACAACUGUAUAGCAAUUUUUUAACCUAGUUUUAGUUUCAGGUCCAGUUCAAAACAAGUUCCAAUGUUAUUCAUGUAUGUCGAUGUCAUACCAGAACAACUGGGACCGUCUACAACAUUUGUAUGUUCAGCCGAAGGUCUUCACGGACCGGUGUGAGAAUCCGAGCGCAUUCGAGAAGAUGCCAACGAUAGAAUGUGGCUCGGUUUGUGUUUCACUGGUCGAAGCUGAUGUUGAUGGAGGUAGGGUUUGAAUUUUUAAAAUUUUGAUACGUUUUUUUAAAAUUCAUUUUUUAAUGGUUAAAUUUAAAAAAAUGCCAUUUUCAGGUGUAUUUAUGGGUUUCAAGUACAUUCGCGGGUGCAUUAAUCGAAUACUCACACAUGAUUUCAAUCUCAGCGCUUUGAGGACACAUCGGCUAACACAGGUAAAUACCCCUAGCCCAGAGCCUUAGCCCAAGCCCAGAACCCUAGCCCAGAGCCCUAGCCCAGAACCCUAGCCCAAAGCCCUAGCCCAGAGCUCUAGUUUAAGGCUCAGUCUAAGUACUAGCAUAAGUUCUAGUCUAAGUCUUAGCCUUUGUUCUAGCCUAAGGCCUAGCUUAACACAGCAUAAUCACUAGCUUAAAGCCUAGCUUUUGUCCAAGCCUAAAACCUUGUUUUAGUCCACAUCUUGCCCUUAGCCUAGUCCUAGUCUAAACCUAUUAUAUUCUAAGGAAAACCAAUAAAACCAAAUUUCCAGGUUGAUGUGUGCCGGAACAUGCCUCGGGCGGUUCUGUUUAAUAAUCCGAAGACGGCACCGCAAGUGUUCGGCGAAGUGAAUGUGUGCACGUGUUAUGGGGAUCGGUGCAACUCGGGCGAGAACUCGGCCCGCCAACUGCCUCCGGCAACUUGGCUAGUCCUUGUUAGUCUAUUAAUCAUUCGGCUUUUCAGCUAA
Messenger RNA from Bursaphelenchus okinawaensis, 1454 nucleotides. NCBI's taxonomy places the organism in Eukaryota, Metazoa, Nematoda, Chromadorea, Rhabditida, Aphelenchoididae. The record is from the annotation of a GenBank genome assembly.